Sipha flava (yellow sugarcane aphid) is the source of this 2400-nucleotide messenger RNA. It is a transcript of the gene Trim9, whose product is annotated as E3 ubiquitin-protein ligase TRIM9. Gene Ontology annotation, molecular function: zinc ion binding; protein binding. The record is from RefSeq and is a predicted model, not a curated record. The coding region runs from base 244 to 2322 and encodes 692 amino acids. The transcript is spliced from 9 exons. Lineage: Eukaryota; Metazoa; Arthropoda; Insecta; Hemiptera; Aphididae.
UCCGUUUCGCGUGAGUUUGUGUUGUUCGAACGUCGUUCGCUACAGUGUAGCAGUUUUUCUUCAUGCGCGCUCGCGUCUCACCGUAGUUCGUGUGAUUUUUUUUUCUAAAAAUUUGUUUUUGUGAUCUCGAGAGCUAGUGUCCGUUAUGGAAACAAUCUUCAACGACUCCGUUCAUUAAGUGUUCGACUUUAUAUCGGUACGGGUUUUUUCGUUUCUCAGUACGAAACGUCGAUCAUAUUAACCAUGGAAGAUGAAUUGCACUGUAUUGCGUGCAAGCAGCUAUUCAACAACCCCGUGCUUUUACCGUGUUACCAUGCUAUAUGCUUGAAUUGUGCGGUGCAUGCUCAGCGUCCUCUAGAGCCGUCCGCGUCCCAGGAGAACAGUGGUAAUUCGACGACCAGCAGUAGCAGUACCACGGAGUCGCACUCGUCGUCCUCUGACUACCACCACUCGGAGUCCGACAAGCUUUCCAUACUCAGCGAGACUGAUAGCGGCGUCGUAUGCAACAGUCGGCCCAAUAGCUAUGUGGGAACUCCGAACAUCAAUGGCAUUGUAUUCCCGCCAGUUAGUGCCGGCUCUUACUCUCUGUCAUGUCCAGCCUGCAAGAAGACCGUCUACUUUGAUGAUAACGGUGCCCAUAAUUUGCCAAAGUACAGGACUAUGCGAAAUAUUGUUGAUCGCUAUGGUGAGCUCAGGCAUAUUGUUCCCAAAUGUCAGUUGUGUGAAAGAGAACCAGCUGCCGAUGCCACAGUGUUGUGUGAACAGUGUGAGGUUCUGUACUGUGAUUCAUGCCGUGAGAAUUGUCAUCCAUCCAGGGGUCCCUUGGCAAAACACAAUCUUUUGGAACCCUUGGCUGGUAAAUUAGCCCUCAGGAACAAGAUCAGGAACAGAGAUAUAAUCUGCAGUGAUCAUGAAGAGGAAUGCUUAUCAAUGUAUUGUAUGGUCUGCAAAACACCAGUUUGUGCUGUGUGUAUGCAUGAAUCUAGACAUUCAAGUCACGAUGUCCAAGCCAUUAAUACCAUGUGCAAAGCUCAGAAGACGGAGCUCUCACAAAAUCUUCAACAGCUGUCCGAAAAAGCUCGUACGACCACGGAGUUCAUUCAGAGGCUAAAGCAAAUGUCUGAAAAACUUAAUGGUGAAUGUGAAGAAUUAGAAAGGCAAGUGGACGCCAGGUGCGACGCACUGAUCAGGUCGAUCGAGAGGCGGAGGCAGUGGCUAAUCGACACAGUGCGGCAGGACAAGGAGACGAAACAACGAUCGUUAAAGGAGCACGUGGCGAGCUGUACGUGCAAGCUACAGAAGACCACGUCCCUGUUGCAGUUCUGCAUAGAAGCUCUCAAGGAAAAUGAUCCCGUUUCGUUUUUACAAGUCGGGUCAAUGUUAAUAGCCAGAGUUUCCAAUACAGACCUGACCUGGCAUAAGGACGUGUUACCGUCUCCUCGAUCGUAUCACCAGCUGGAUUUGACCCUGGACGAUAAUACUGUGUUGAAAGCGAUCGAACAUAUGAACUUUAUACAAAUGAAAACUCCGAGUGCUGCUUUGAUCAUCACCGAAGAGUGUAGUGCCGAAAACAAUAGUGUCACAAUCGCAUGGCAACCGCCGGCUUCUUCGUACAUCGAAGGUUACGUGUUGGAACUGGACGACGGAAACGGCGGAGAUUUCAGGGAGGUGUAUUGCGGUAUAGAGACCAUUUGCACUGUUGAUGGAUUGCACUUCAAUUGCACAUACAACGCCCGAGUAAAAGCGUUCAAUAGUGCUGGUGAAGGAGAGUACAGCGAAAUUAUCGGGUUGCAAACUUCCGAAGUUGCAUGGUUUGCUUUUGACCCAUGCCUUAGCUCACCGGAACUUUGCUUCACGCCUGAUAACCUGACGGUGACUUGCGAGGGAUUCGAACACCGCGUGGCUCUGGGCAGCGUAGGAUUCUCUAGGGGCGUGCAUUACUGGGAAUUCACGGUGGACCGGUUUGACGCGGACACCGAUCCCAGUUUCGGAGUGGCUAGGCUGGACGUAUCCAAAGAAGAAAUGCUUGGCAAAGACGAAUUCGGUUGGAGCAUGUAUAUCGACAAGCAGAGGUCCUGGUUUAUGCACUGCCGCAAUCACGAGCAGCGGUGCGAAGGCGGCAUCCAGGUGGGCUCCACGGUCGGCGUGCUUUUGGACCUGAAUAAACACCAACUGUCGUUUUUCGUCAAUGACGAACCACAAGGUCCGGUGGCUUUCAACGGUCUGUAUGGUGUCUUUUACCCUGCAGUUAGCGUGAACCGAGGCGUCGCAGUAACGUUACACACAGCUCUUGAUGCUCCUAGUGAUGUGGACGACUGUUAAAACAUUUGCGUUUUUAUUUUUCUAUUUUGGCGCACAAAUUACAAAUAUAAAAAAAAUGAACAUGAUUUUCACAUUCUC